AUGGAUAUUCGACCGGAUGAAGCGGAAUAUUCAUAUCGAAUCGCGGAUCCUCAAUUUUUCUAUGAUGACCAAGGUGUCGAGACCGAAACUUCCUCGGAACAAGUGAGUUUUUGUUUUUUUUUUGAAUACUUGUGUUUAGAAAGUGGUUGAAUUGUCUGUAAAAGAUAUCCUGUCGAGGCACAGUCGAGAAGUUUUUUACUUUAAACGGGAUCGACAUGUACAUUAUAUUCUUAAGCAUCUGGAAACGCUGCCUUCUGGUUAUUCGGUAAGAGUUUCGUACAACUUGUUUCAGGUCUAUAUCGAACUAUUCGAUGCCUUAUUGAACUUCGAUUCUUUUCGAGAGGCCGGGAUUUUAAAUUACUUUAGGGUCAAGAAGCUGGUCGAACAUGGUUUUGUUUCUGGGCAAUCCACUCACUGCGCUUGAUGGGUCAUGAUUUGUCUUCUACGCAGAAGACGAGGUGAGAUUAGAACUCUCACUUCUUAUUGUGCAUCUGUUUAACGGUUGUUCCCCACAAUUUCCAAGUUUUAUGUUAUCCAUGGUCAAUAUCCGAGUUUUAGGUUUAUAAAAUUCCUCGAAGCUUGUCAGCAUCCGUCAGGUGGGUUCGGAGGUGCCCCAGGACAGUACCCUCAUAUGGCUACUACGUAUGCCGCAAUUAUGUCACUUGUUUCCAUCGGCACUGAGGAAGCGCUAGCCAUGAUUGACAGGUAAUCUAAAACAACAUUAUUUUUAUUCUUCUAUUUUUAGAAAAGCUCUUCUCCGCUUUUACUGGUCGCUGAAACAGGUUGACGGAAGUUUUCGGAUGCAUGAAAAUGGAGAGAUUGAUGUCCGAGGUGUCUACUGCAUGGUCGCUUGUUGCUUUGUCCUAGGAUUGAUGAACGAUAAGCUGUUUGAAGGAGUGGCAGGAUGGUUGACAAGGUAGGACAAGUUUUUUGAGUGUUUUGAAGUUUAGAUGUCAAACUUAUGAAGGUGGAUUUGCGGGUUCCCCUGAUUGUGAAGCUCAUGGCGGAUAUACUUUAUGCGGAGCUGCAGCGCUGGUUUUAAUGGAUAAAGCGCAUUUGAUUGACGCUCAAGCAUUGGUUAGGUGGUGUGCUAUGCGGCAAAUGCCUUACGAAGGGGGAUUUCAGGUAAGAAGGGUGAUUUUUUAUGAAGAUAAGAUAGGUAUGGUAUAGUAUAAUUUUUUUAAUUUUAUGUUCGAUCUUGAGAUUAAAAUGGAGCCGUAGGGCGUAUAACGGCUGUUAGUUGUUAUGCAAAGUAUAGAGCGAAGAAUUACAUUCUUUUCUGAGGAUUUUCGCGUGAAUUUUGCCUAGUGUAAUAUAACUUUUUGUUCAAACCCGGGAUUUUUACUGUCUAAAUUUCUUCAUCUACCUUUUCUUGAUUUUAUUUCCAAUUAUUCUUUAUCUUUAGGGCCGAGCAGGCAAAUUGGUCGACGUAUGUUACAGCUAUUGGGUAGGCGCAGCAGCUGUUAUUGCCCAAAAUUGUUUGGUUCCCCCACCUCAAACUUUGGUUGCCUUUAACCCAAAAGGACUGGAAGAGUAUAUCCUAUUUGUUUCCCAAUGUGUUUCUGGCGGGUUCAAGGAUAAACCAACAAAACCAUCGGAUUUAUAUCAUACAUGUUAUGCAUUGAGUGGAUUGUCGUUAGCUCAACAUGGCCAAGGGCUCAGUGAUAAUUAUGAUGAGAAAUUGGUAAGAAAUUCUUGCUAUGGCUUAUGAAACUGUUUGAGGUUAUCUAUGGGUAUUAUUUUAUAUAAAUUUACCUUACUUUAGGCCAAAACAAACGUCCUGCUCAACGUUUGCGAGGACCAAUUCAAUUUUGCGUUGGACUACUUUACUCAGAAUCCAAUCUGA
Bursaphelenchus xylophilus (pine wood nematode) is the source of this 1846-nucleotide messenger RNA. NCBI's taxonomy places the organism in Eukaryota, Metazoa, Nematoda, Chromadorea, Rhabditida, Aphelenchoididae. The record is from the annotation of a GenBank genome assembly.